Saccharomyces cerevisiae S288C is the source of this 1665-nucleotide messenger RNA. It is a transcript of the gene MIH1, whose product is annotated as putative tyrosine protein phosphatase MIH1. Gene Ontology annotation, molecular function: protein tyrosine phosphatase activity. NCBI's taxonomy places the organism in Eukaryota, Fungi, Ascomycota, Saccharomycetes, Saccharomycetales, Saccharomycetaceae. The coding region runs from base 1 to 1665 and encodes 554 amino acids. Gene Ontology annotation, biological process: positive regulation of cell cycle G2/M phase transition. The record is from RefSeq and is marked reviewed. The transcript has a single exon.
AUGAACAAUAUAUUUCAUGGAACUGAAGAUGAAUGUGCCAAUGAAGACGUUCUUAGUUUCCAAAAAAUUUCCUUGAAAAGUCCCUUUGGUAAGAAGAAGAACAUAUUUAGAAAUGUUCAGACCUUCUUUAAGUCAAAAAGCAAACAUUCGAAUGUCGACGAUGAUUUAAUCAAUAAAGAGAAUCUUGCCUUUGAUAAAUCUCCAUUGUUAACAAAUCACAGGAGUAAGGAAAUUGAUGGUCCUUCACCGAAUAUAAAGCAGCUUGGCCAUCGCGAUGAGUUAGAUGAAAAUGAAAAUGAAAAUGAUGAUAUAGUCUUAAGCAUGCAUUUUGCUUCUCAAACCUUACAAAGUCCAACAAGAAACUCAUCAAGAAGAUCUUUGACCAAUAAUAGGGAUAAUGAUCUUUUAAGUAGAAUCAAGUAUCCUGGCAGUCCCCAGAGGUCGAGCUCUUUUUCAAGGUCAAGGUCCUUGUCGAGAAAGCCAAGCAUGAAUAGCAGUAGCAAUUCAAGCAGGAGGGUGCAACGGCAAGAUGGGAAAAUUCCGAGGUCAUCGAGAAAAAGUUCACAGAAAUUUUCUAACAUUACUCAGAAUACUUUGAACUUCACGUCUGCGUCAUCCAGUCCACUAGCUCCUAAUUCGGUAGGGGUGAAAUGUUUUGAAUCAUGCCUAGCCAAAACACAGAUACCAUAUUAUUAUGACGAUCGUAACUCAAAUGACUUUUUCCCUCGAAUUUCUCCAGAAACGUUGAAAAAUAUUCUGCAGAAUAAUAUGUGCGAGUCAUUUUAUAAUUCAUGUCGUAUUAUAGAUUGUCGGUUUGAAUACGAAUAUACUGGCGGCCACAUAAUAAACUCCGUUAACAUACACUCGAGAGAUGAGUUAGAGUACGAAUUUAUCCAUAAAGUUUUGCAUAGCGAUACUAGCAACAACAACACUCUACCAACUCUUUUAAUUAUCCAUUGCGAAUUUAGUUCCCACCGGGGACCUUCAUUGGCCUCUCAUUUGAGAAAUUGUGAUCGUAUAAUAAAUCAGGAUCAUUAUCCCAAAUUAUUCUAUCCCGACAUAUUGAUAUUGGAUGGCGGAUACAAAGCUGUUUUUGACAAUUUUCCUGAACUAUGUUAUCCACGUCAGUACGUGGGAAUGAACUCACAAGAAAAUUUGCUGAAUUGUGAACAAGAAAUGGAUAAGUUUAGGAGAGAAUCUAAAAGAUUUGCUACUAAAAAUAAUUCUUUUAGAAAACUAGCUUCCCCUUCAAAUCCUAACUUCUUUUAUAGAGAUAGCCAUCAAUCUUCAACAACAAUGGCAUCUUCUGCACUAUCGUUCAGGUUUGAGCCGCCUCCGAAGCUGUCAUUAAACCACAGAAGAGUCUCUAGUGGUUCAUCAUUAAAUUCAAGUGAGAGUACAGGCGACGAAAAUUUCUUCCCCAUCUUAAGUAAGUCGUCUAUGAGUAGUAACAGUAACCUAAGCACUUCACAUAUGCUACUAAUGGACGGACUGGAUACCCCAUCAUAUUUUAGUUUCGAAGAUGAGAGAGGCAAUCAUCAGCAAGUAAGUGGAGAUGAAGAGCAAGACGGAGAUUUUACUUUCGUUGGUUCCGACCGAGAAGAUUUACCCAGGCCCGCAAGAAGAUCGUUAUUCCCUUCUCUAGAGACUGAAGAUAAAAAAUGA